Messenger RNA from Aphanomyces invadans, 1017 nucleotides. RefSeq lists its product as hypothetical. The record is from RefSeq and is a predicted model, not a curated record. The transcript has a single exon. NCBI's taxonomy places the organism in Eukaryota, Oomycota, Saprolegniomycetes, Saprolegniales, Verrucalvaceae. Bases 31 to 993 code for a protein of 320 amino acids.
AACGGAUGCAGAUGCAACUGGUCAUUUCUCAUGCUGCCCCGACGAGAUCUCCAUAACGACGUGGAAGGGUUGGAUGUGCCGAUCGAGCUGCUUCCUCGGUAUGUGGUCGUGCUGGCGCUGUCGGCGGGGAUGACUCUAAUGACAUGCACCACGGUCUUCAAGUGGGACAACGUCAAACGAGACGCCGGCCACGGAACCAUGUUUAUGGUGUUUCUCUGUUGGUUCUUCUGGUCCAUGACGGCAUUGCUCCGCACAUUCGUCGUGUUUGAGACCGGUCAAGUAGACACUCUCGGAAACGCGUCCAUCCGCCGCAUUUCUUUCCUCUCUGAAGUGUUCUUCAAUGCGAUCUCGAUGUGGUUCAUGGUGGCGUCGUACGAGUUUCAGCGUCGCGCGCUCCACCCUCGUACCCCUCGAAGCCACCACCAGUGCCUCAUAUGGUACAUGCUCAUGAUCGGAGGCCUCUCCCUCACCAUGCUUGUUGCGUUGGUCGUCGUCGACUACACUGGCAACCGUCUCCACAAUCAAAGAACUGGGCAACUGGAACCAGUUUCGGCCCACCUCCUGUCGAAGCUCUCGUGGGGCACGUGGGCAUUACGGUGGCUUGCAAUCGUGUACCCUGCUCUAACGGCGUUCUGGCUGAACCGCCGUCGCGAUCGCCUCCAGGUCGAGGGCCUACCCAGGGCACUGACCCUCAUCGUGCUCAGUUUCUUCGCCUUGAACUUGCCAUACCUCAUGAUAGACACACUCGUCGAGCUUGACGUGCUUGACAUGGACACCGACAUGGGCUUGAAGAUCCGUGGAUUGUCCAAGACGAUUAGCUACCUCAGCGGCGUCGCGAUUUCGCUUGUCAUGGGAUUCUCUGUCCGAGGCUUCGACAAGUUUUACCUUCCCGCGCCCCGGCCGUCCUCUUCGUGCAUGCCGUUCGGCCGACGGCCGACCGCCGCUGGCGGCAGUCAGCACUCGUUCUUUGUCAUGUCCAAUAGCUCCGUGUAAUAUACUAGUCGAUCGAAUCUUUUC